AUGAGCAAUACUUCUAAAUUAAAGCCUAAUAAUCAUUUGUUAGCUUAUGAAGCUGCAGAGGCAAAAUGCAAAGAAAAAUAUCCCAAAAUUGAAGAAUGCAUGGAUAUUUCCAAUACAAAUGUUGAUAUGAAACUAUGCAAAUAGAUGCUAGAAAGAUUUUCAGAAUGCUUCAAUGUUCAUAAACCAGUUGCAUAUAUGUAAUUAGGAAAACAUAGAGAUUGA
Paramecium tetraurelia is the source of this 222-nucleotide messenger RNA. RefSeq lists its product as uncharacterized. Lineage: Eukaryota; Ciliophora; Oligohymenophorea; Peniculida; Parameciidae. The transcript has 2 exons. The record is from RefSeq and is a predicted model, not a curated record.